Pyricularia grisea is the source of this 891-nucleotide messenger RNA. RefSeq lists its product as uncharacterized. NCBI's taxonomy places the organism in Eukaryota, Fungi, Ascomycota, Sordariomycetes, Magnaporthales, Pyriculariaceae. Gene Ontology annotation, molecular function: cellulose binding. Bases 1 to 891 code for a protein of 296 amino acids. The record is from RefSeq and is a predicted model, not a curated record. Gene Ontology annotation, cellular component: extracellular region. The transcript is spliced from 3 exons. Gene Ontology annotation, biological process: carbohydrate metabolic process.
AUGAAGCUCGGGUUCGCUACCGUGGCCGUGGUCGUUCUGGCGUCAGAGGCUGACGCGCACUACUGGUUUGAUAAGCUCAUCAUCAACGGCCGCGAGACCAACGCCUACCAGUACGUUCGGCAAUCCACCCGUCCCACACUCUACAACCCGAUCAAAUGGAUCGACACUCGGGACAACUCGACCCCCGACAUGGAUGACAUGCGCUGCAACCAGGGAGCAUUCAACAGCGCCGGCCGCACCCAGACGGCCGAGGUCGCAGCCGGCACUCGCGUAGGCUUCAGGCUUGCUGCCGGUGGCACCAUGUUCCACCCGGGACCUGGUCUGGCCUACAUGUCUCGUGCCCCGGGCACUGCCCAGAGCUACCGCGGCGACGGCGACUGGUUCAAGAUUUACGAGACCGGUGUUUGCCGACAAGGUGUCGACUUUAGUACCAAUGCUUGGUGCACGUACGAGAAGCCCACGAUGGAGUUCACCAUCCCCAAGGACACGCCCAACGGAGAGUACCUCCUCCGAGUUGAGCACAUCGGUGUUCACCGCAGCCAUGUCAACCAGCCCGAGUUUUACGUGUCGUGCGCGCAGAUCAAGGUCGUCAACGGUGGCAACGGCAGACCAGGCCCGACCAUCAAGUUCCCCGGCGGCUACUCUAGGAACCACCCGGCUUUCGAGAACUACUCUGUCUACAACGGCUACAGGUCGUUUCCCAUGCCUGGCCCUGCUGUCUGGUCUGGCGGCGGCGGCGGCACUACUCCUGCUCCUCCGCCUAGCGGAGGCGGAGGUGGAGGCUGCGCCGCUCUGUACGAGCAAUGUGGAGGCUCUGGCUUUAACGGCCCCAAGUGCUGUUCGUCUGGAUCAUGCAAGGUAUCCAACGAAUGGUACUCGCAGUGUUUGUAG